Astyanax mexicanus (Mexican tetra) is the source of this 2107-nucleotide messenger RNA. RefSeq names its product NEDD4 binding protein 2-like 2 (gene n4bp2l2). The record is from RefSeq and is a predicted model, not a curated record. Bases 242 to 1810 code for a protein of 522 amino acids. The transcript is spliced from 7 exons. Gene Ontology annotation, cellular component: nucleus. Gene Ontology annotation, molecular function: transcription corepressor activity. Gene Ontology annotation, biological process: negative regulation of transcription by RNA polymerase II. NCBI's taxonomy places the organism in Eukaryota, Metazoa, Chordata, Actinopteri, Characiformes, Acestrorhamphidae.
ACCGGAAACAAACGGAAGUCUCAGUGUUUUGCCCGGUUUAGCCUGUUUUAGUUUCGGAUUCAGUAAAGAAUUGAAGAUCUGUGGAGCUUUUACAGCGAGGUUACAGUCUCCUGCUGCUCACUGGACUUGUGGAGUAUCCAGUAGAAGACAGUAACUUCUAUAUCCGGGUUUAAUAUAGAUUUUCAGGCGUCCACUGUAAAGAUGGCUGCUUGACCUCUUGAAAUGCAAACAGUUGUAUUCAAUGCCUCAUGUUACUCCAGUCAAAUCUUCUUCUACACCUUUGGGUGGAAAUGUAGAAGAAGGCUCUCAGCACCCGCAGACACAAAAUCCUGGUCAAUCUGCCCCUGAGAUACAGCGGAUGCAUACACCACAUGCAGUAACCUACAGGAAUAAUUCAGUGGGCAACGCUAACCGCACUAGGCCUUUACCUUAUCCUGUACUUCUCGGACAGCUGAACAUAUUGGACAGUGCCAAUGUUGUGGAGGUGAAUCAGAAUUUAUUAGAAUUACCAGCACAAAUCUUAAAAGAUAAUAUAUGUGAAGAGGAAAUCUCAGGGGUUGAUGCAGAAGAACGUAGCUAUGAGAGGAGCAGAGAAGAAGUCAUUAAAGAAAUCGCUGUCAGCAGCACUGCUUUCAUCGGCCCGGCGUGUCGACCCGACGCAGCAAUAGAGAAGGAACUGAGUGAUUUUUACAAAGAGCUUGAGGAGUUUGACCACCAUGACAAAGUUGAUGGAGUUGAUGGAGAAUUAGUAGUCACAGAAGGUCUUUCUCGGUUAUGUGAACCAGAAACCAAUCCAUCUCCCAGAAAAGAGACUCGGGAAAAUGAUCACAAGAGUGCGUAUAGGCCUUAUCCAGCUACUCGACCUCAAAGAGACUAUGAAAAUUCUAGGACAUGGAAGCCUCAACCACAUAACGAAAUUACAUGGAACGGUCCUGAUGCAGCAAACAGCCAUCCAAGUCAGUGGCAACAUCUUCCACCACCAAGGCUUCCACAUGACCCACCACGAUUUCCAAUUCCUGGCCGCCGUCAUUUCUUACCUCCACCCCCACCUAUACCUCAGACUCCUACACCACCUCUGCAUCUCCUGCCUCCUAUUAACAACUACAGUCACCAUGACACCAACAGCUGGUGCUCCUGGGAAAGGACCAAUUUUCCUCUUCGUAAUGACAUCAGACUUUCUGCAUCAAACUGCCCUGAGUCAUUUGAACAGCGAGGAAGAGGUUCAGCUGACUGGCAGCCAUAUUAUAAGACACAGCAUUAUCACGAGCGAGAUCAGUACCAGCGUAACAGUGGCACGUCUCCGGUUUUGAUUUUGAUGAGAGGACUUCCAGGCUGUGGGAAAUCAACUCUGGCAAAAGAAAUAUUGUCCUGUGGUCCUGAUGGUCUAAUACUGAGCACUGAUGAUUACUUCUUCCAAGAGGACAGCUACUUCUUUGACCCUACUUUACUUGGGAAUGCACAUGACUGGAAUCAAAAGAGAGCAAGAGAUGCUAUGUUGGACAGACGUUCACCUGUUAUUAUUGACAACACAAACGUUCAGGCCUGGGAAAUGAAGCCCUAUGUUACAUUGGCUUUGGAGUGUGGAUAUCGAGUAGAUUUUGUUGAGCCUGACACACGAUGGAAAUGUGAUCCCACUGAGUUAGAAAAGAGGAAUACACAUAGGGUCCCACGGGACACUAUAGCAAAGAUGCUGGAUCGAUUUGAGCUGCCUAUCAGUGUGGACAUCGUGAUGAACUCCUGUGAGCCUCCUCAUAAAAGCAAAGAGCGCCUUUCCAAACCCUAUGGACAGAGAAAAUAUGAUAACUUUUAAAUCUUUUAUCAGACAAAGAAAAUAAUAAAUAUAUAUUUUUUACUUGAACUUUGGAACAAGCUUUUUUUGUUAUUUAGUCAGUAGACAUGUAUUUGUGUUUUUAAACUUCUGUAAAUAAUGUUUAAAUUUGUAUGACAUUUUGAAUUAUGCUCAGUUCAGGUCUUUAUUUUUGGAAAUUUGUGUACACACAAAGCUUUGUGAUUUUGUAUUUCUGUCCACUGUCUUUAUAUUGAUUAAUGAAGAAAUGUCCAUAAUGUCCAGUUUAAUUACUGACUGUAAUAAAAAACUGAUACCAUA